GCGCGCGCCGCCGCCGCCGGGCCGUUACGGGCUGGGGUUUAAAGGGGCCGUUUGGUCACCGACCCGAGCAGCAGGAGCUACAGGGAUAAAGAAACCUGCAUUGGUGACCACAGGAAGCCAGCAAGUUGGUGUGCAGAAAUCUUGGUGAUUCUUCUUUGGUGUCUGAUUCCCCCAAACAAAUGGAGUACAGGACUCAGUCGUCACACCCCGCGUGAGGGAAGCCUUCAGUCCAAAAUGGAGAAGAAGCGAAGAAAGAAAUGAUAGCCUUUUUCUAGGCUAAAGCACAAAAGACCAUGAAAUUUAACUUCUAUUUACGUUGGACAAAACUGUAAGAUUAUCCAGUUGAACAGCACAGGAAUGACAACAUUUUGUUGAAACAGAAGUGAACUAAUAGACCAGGAAGAAAGGCUUGAUUAGUAUUUAUGGCAUUUUGAGGCCAUAUCCUCUUAUGAACAUGAAUUUUGCAAACAUCUGGUUGCUGCUGAUUGUGGUUUUACUCUGUGGCAAAAAUCACCUGGGCAGCCGACUGGAAAACACCUCCCAUGAGGCCAACCUGUGCCCAGGCUGUUCCCGCCUGACUUUGAAGGUGGAAUUCUCUUCAACAGUUGUGGAACAUGAAUAUAUUGUGGCUUUCAAUGGAUACUUUACAGCCAAAGCUAGAAGUAAGUUUAUUUCAAGUGCACUGAAGAGCCGUGAAAUAGAAAAUUGGAGGAUUGUACCACGCAACAAUCCAGCCAGCGACUACCCUAGCGACUUUGAGGUAAUCCAGAUAAAAGAGAACCAGAAAGCUGGAGUGCUGACACUUGAAGAUCACCCAAAUAUCAAGAGAGUAACACCCCAAAGGAAAGUCUUUCGUUCUCUCAAAUAUGCUGAAUCCGAUCCUCCACUGCCCUGCAAUGAAACAAGGUGGACACAGAAAUGGCAAUCAUCACGCCCCCUUAGAAGAGCAAGUCUCUCCCUUGGCUCUGGGUUUUGGCAUGCAACAGGAAGGCAUUCGAGUAGGCGUCUAUUGCGAGCCAUCCCUCGUCAAGUUGCUCAAACACUGCAGGCAGAUGUGCUCUGGCAAAUGGGUUAUACAGGUGCUAGUGUAAGAGUUGCUGUUUUUGAUACUGGGCUGAGUGAAAAGCAUCCUCACUUCAAAAAUGUCAAAGAGAGAACCAACUGGACUAAUGAGAGAACCUUAGAUGAUGGUUUGGGCCAUGGGACAUUUGUAGCAGGUGUAAUAGCCAGCAUGAGGGAAUGCCAGGGAUUUGCUCCAGAUGCAGAACUGCAUAUUUUCAGGGUCUUCACCAACAAUCAGGUCUCAUAUACAUCUUGGUUUUUGGAUGCUUUCAACUAUGCUAUUUUAAAGAAGAUUGACGUGUUAAACCUCAGUAUUGGGGGCCCUGACUUCAUGGAUCAUCCUUUCGUUGAUAAGGUUUGGGAAUUGACAGCUAACAAUGUGAUUAUGGUUUCUGCUAUUGGCAAUGAUGGGCCUCUGUAUGGCACACUCAAUAACCCUGCGGAUCAGAUGGAUGUGAUAGGAGUCGGUGGAAUUGACUUUGAAAAUAAUAUCGCUCGGUUUUCUUCUAGGGGGAUGACCACCUGGGAACUCCCAGGAGGCUAUGGUAGAGUGAAACCUGACAUUGUCACCUAUGGUUCUGGAGUGAGAGGUUCUGGUAUGAAGGGUGGGUGCCGCUCUCUCUCAGGAACAAGUGUUGCCUCUCCCGUGGUUGCAGGUGCAGUAACUUUGCUACUGAGCACCGUUCAGAAGCGUGAAAUGGUGAAUCCAGCCAGCAUGAAGCAGGCUUUGAUUGCGUCAGCACGCAGACUUCCCGGAGUAAAUAUGUUUGAGCAAGGACAUGGCAAGCUUGAUCUUCUUAGAGCCUAUCAGAUCCUUAAUAGCUACAAACCACAAGCAAGUUUGAGUCCAAGCUACAUUGAUCUUACUGAGUGUCCUUAUAUGUGGCCAUACUGCUCCCAACCUAUAUACUAUGGAGGAAUGCCAACCAUUGUUAACGUUACCAUCCUCAACGGCAUGGGAGUCACAGGGAGAAUUGUAGACAAGCCUGACUGGCAACCUUAUUUACCACAGAAUGGAGACAAUAUUGAAGUUGCUUUCUCUUAUUCUUCUAUGUUAUGGCCUUGGUCAGGGUACCUUGCAAUUUCUAUUUCUGUGACAAAGAAAGCUGCCACUUGGGAAGGUAUUGCUCAGGGGCACGUCAUGAUCACAGUAUCAUCGCCAGCCGAAAUUGAAGCUAAACAUGGUGCAGAACAGAUUUCCACUGUGAAGCUCCCAAUUAAAGUGAAGAUUAUUCCUACUCCUCCUCGAAACAAGCGAGUACUCUGGGAUCAGUAUCACAAUCUCCGCUACCCACCAGGGUACUUCCCCAGGGACAACUUGAGGAUGAAAAACGAUCCCCUGGACUGGAAUGGCGAUCACAUCCACACAAACUUCAGGGACAUGUACCAGCAUCUGAGAAGCAUGGGGUAUUUUGUUGAGGUCCUUGGCUCUCCCUUCACAUGUUUUGAUGCCAGUCAGUAUGGAACCUUACUAAUGGUAGACAGCGAAGAAGAGUACUUUCCUGAAGAAAUCACCAAAUUGCGGAGGGAUGUUGACAAUGGUCUUUCACUCAUUGUGUUCAGCGACUGGUACAAUACUUCAGUUAUGAGAAAAGUCAAGUUUUAUGAUGAAAAUACAAGGCAGUGGUGGAUGCCAGACACGGGCGGUGCUAAUAUUCCAGCUUUAAAUGAUCUUCUCUCUGUCUGGAACAUGGGAUUCAGUGAUGGCCUUUAUGAAGGAGAUUUUACCUUGGCAAACCAUGACAUGUACUAUGCAUCAGGUUGCAGCAUUGCAAAAUUUCCGGAAGAUGGCAUAGUGAUUGCACAGACUUUUAAGGACCAAGGUCUGGAAGUAUUGAGGCAGGAGACAGCAGUUAUUGAAAAUGUUCCCAUUUUGGGACUUUACCAGAUCCCCUCUGAAGGCGGAGGCCGGUUAGUCCUGUACGGAGACUCUAAUUGCUUGGACGACAGUCACCGUCAAAAGGACUGUUUUUGGCUCCUGGAUUCACUUCUCCAGUACACUGCUUAUGGUGUAAUACCUCCAAGCUUCAGCCACUCUGAAAAUAGGCAGCGGCCUCCAAGUGGAGCCGGCUCUGCUCUUCCAGAACGGAUGGAAGGGAAUCAUCUCCAUCGCUACUCGAAGGUACUGGAGGCUCAUUUGGGAGAUCCCAAACCUCGUGCUCUUCCCGCCUGUCCCCACCUGUCCUGGGCCAAACCACAGCCUUUAAAUGAAACUGCACCCAGCAAUCUCUGGAAACAUCAAAAGUUACUGUCAGUUGACUUGGAUAAAGUGGCUUUGCCCAACUUUCGAUCAAAUCGACCCCAAGUAAGACCCUUGUCUCCUGGAGAAAGCGGGGCUUGGGACAUUCCUGGAGGGAUAAUGCCUGGCCGCUACAACCAAGAUGUUGGACAGACGAUUCCCGUCUUUGCUUUCCUGGGAGCCAUGGUGGUUCUGGCUUUUUUCGUGGUACAGAUCAACAAAGCUAAAAGCAGGCCAAAGAGGCGGAAACCGAGAGUAAAGCGGCCCCAACUGAUGCAGCAGGUUCACCCACCAAAGACCCCUUCUGUGUGACCGGCCCGGCCCCCCACCCCACUCCCUUCCCGCACCAAAAACAGCCUUCUCCGAUGGCUCCAGGGGGCGGGAAGUUACUCCCAUCCGUGAUCCCGGGAACCUCAGAGAAAACACCGCGUUCAUCUGCGGUGCACUGAAUGGAGCCUACUCUUAACUGGGCUUCCUGGGGACGGUGGUGACGCCCUUGUAGCACCCGUCUGGUGGCCACCGGCUCCCUGCAGACAGGUGGACAGGUGUCAAACUCCAUUGGAAGCAGCCAAAGUCGGCAGAGGCGCGCGGACUUUCAGAGGCUGUCGGAAGAAAGCUCACUCACCAACUGACCACGCAGAAGUGUAUUUGUUAAAGGCUAUUUUCUCUAUUUAUUGUUGGAAAAGUCACUUUAAGGAUCUGUGCUGUUUGCAGGCAAAACUUACAUUCUCUUUUGGAGGGAUGGCAUGCCAUUUUCGAAUAGUGUAACAGGAAGAGCCACCGAAUUUAUAGCCAUCUCCUUUACAAAGUCAAAGGGACACAGGGAUUUGAGGGGGAAACGGCACAAAUCGGAGACAUAAUCCUUCUGUUUAUUUUUAUAAAUACCAAAUGUCAUGAUGUUUUGUAAUUUUGGGUCCUGAUUUCACCAUUGUUGGUGGAGAAAAUUUUCAAUAAAUACGCAUUAUCUAAAAUAAUGACA
Molecule: messenger RNA, 4280 nt
Organism: Tachyglossus aculeatus (Australian echidna)
Lineage: Eukaryota; Metazoa; Chordata; Mammalia; Monotremata; Tachyglossidae
Gene: MBTPS1
Product: membrane bound transcription factor peptidase, site 1
Exons: 24
Coding region: 449-3613 (1054 amino acids)
Biological process (GO): proteolysis
Cellular component (GO): Golgi apparatus
Molecular function (GO): serine-type endopeptidase activity
Source: RefSeq, a predicted model, not a curated record